Messenger RNA from Xiphias gladius (swordfish), 1849 nucleotides. It is a transcript of the gene mpp1, whose product is annotated as membrane palmitoylated protein 1. The coding region runs from base 75 to 1478 and encodes 467 amino acids. NCBI's taxonomy places the organism in Eukaryota, Metazoa, Chordata, Actinopteri, Istiophoriformes, Xiphiidae. The transcript is spliced from 12 exons. Gene Ontology annotation, molecular function: signaling receptor binding. Gene Ontology annotation, cellular component: cell-cell junction; plasma membrane. The record is from RefSeq and is a predicted model, not a curated record.
ACCUUGAGCGGGGGCACAUAGGGUUCACAGGAUUUUAUUAUUUUUUUUUUUUCUUUUCUAGCUAACAGGGAAAGAUGACGUUAAAAUCCAAUAAAAACGAACCUGCUGUCAUACUGGAGCCUGUCAGCAGCGUCCGGACAGCCCUCUCCGAUCUCUACCUGGAGCAGCUCCUUCAAAGCAAACCAAAGUCUGACAAGGCAGCUAUGCAAACCUAUGAGAAUAAAGGGGCUGAGGUUUACACCAAUGGCAGCGCUGGACACAUGAAUGGCAGAGACCUGACCAAGAUGAAAGAAGUAGCAUUUGAAAAGAAUCCUUCGGAGCCAAUGGGGGUCACUCUGAAGCUGAACGACAAACAAAGAUGCACUGUGGCCAGAAUAUUACAUGGGGGUAUGAUCCACAGACAAGGGUCAUUACACGAAGGGGAUGAAAUAGCAGAAAUCAAUGGGAAAAGUGUAACAAACCAAAGUGUCGACCAGCUACAAAAGAUUCUGAAAGAAACCAAUGGAGUAGUCACACUGAAGAUCAUUCCCAACCUGCAAAGCCGAUCCCGAGCCUGUGAGAUGUACAUGCGGGCCCAGUUUGACUAUGACCCCACCAAGGAUGACCUCAUCCCAUGCAAAGAGGCAGGCCUGAAGUUUCAGACUGGUGACAUCAUUCAGAUCAUCAACAAGCAGGAUCCGAACUGGUGGCAAGGCAGAGUGGAGAGCAGUGCUGCUGACUUCGCUGGACUGAUACCCUCCCCAGAGCUCCAAGAGUGGAGGGUGGCAAGUAAAAGCAAGGCCAGAGAGGGCAGUCAGUCCUGCAGCCCAUUUGGAAAGAAAAAGAAGUGCAAAGACAAGUACCUGGCUAAACACAGCUCUAUUUUUGACCAGCUGGAUGUGAUUUCGUACGAGGAGGUGGUUCAGCUCCCUGCUUUUAAAAGGAAAACGCUUGUGCUCAUUGGUGCACCUGGUGUCGGAAGGAGCCAUAUCAAAAACGCACUAUUGACCAAAUAUCCAGAGAAAUUUUCCUACCCUGCACCACACACCACCAGACCCCAACGUAAGGAUGAGGAGAAUGGACAGGAGUAUUAUUUCAUCUCCAAUGAAGCCAUGACCAAGUGCAUCUCUGGGAAUGAGCUACUGGAGUACGGCAGCUUCCAGGGAAAUAUGUUCGGCACCAAAAUUGAGACCAUCCAGAAGAUCCACGAGCAGGGAAAAAUUGCUGUGCUGGAUGUGGAACCACAGACCCUGAAAGUCCUGCGGACUGCUGAUUUUGCACCUCUUGUGGUGUUCAUCGCUCCGACCAACACAGCUCCCCAGACGGAAAACCUGCAGAUGAUCCAGAAAGAGUCGGACGCCAUUCUGACCACAUAUGCACACUUCUUUGAUGUGGUUCUCGUCAACAACGAUGUGGAUGAAAGUGUAAAAGGUGUGGAGGAGGCCAUGGAGCGUGCCACCUCCACCCCACAGUGGGUGCCUGUAUCAUGGGUGUACUGACAGCUGUCUGGCACCAGUAUAAUACCUUUUUUUGAUUGUUGAAAAUCAGUGCAAUAUCACUCCUUACACAAAACCUCUCAGUUAGUGAUGUCCCAGGUGUGUAUGGGUUUACUUUUUGGUUAAUGUUAAUUGUCACUGAGAUUUUUUGCACAAAUGCAUCCAAAAAAUAAGCAAUAUGUAGAAAGGUUUAUUCUAGAAAGCCGAGAACCUCACCAGGGAUGUUUUAUUUGGUUGUUUAGAUGUUUGUGCUUCAGGUUUUUGAGGGGCUAAGGGAUAGUUUUGGUGCCGCACACCUUUGUGAUUGUUGGAACGUGAGCAAAAUGCAAAAUAGGACCACAACUGUGAAUGAAAUCCUCACCUUUAAAAAAAAA